AUGCAGAGCCUGCGGGGUAAUCGGAUCCUUUCUGCGGGCAUAAUCAAUAGGCAUCAUGCCGGCGCGCCCUCUCGCUGUGUGGGUCCGCCUGCAAGGCAGCAGCAGCCGUCCUGGGCCAACCCCAGGCUCGCUGGCAGCCUCAUCGGGCGAAUGGGGGAUCAUAUAUCCUCCGUAGUGGCCACCGCGACCUCCAAUGGCACCUCUGGGCAGAGCGACAGCGUGUACAUCCCAGUCGACGAGCUCAGGGAGCUCGUUUCGCAGUCCCUUUCCGCUCUGGGGUACACAAAUGAAGAGAUUAAGACGCUACGCGAG
This is a messenger RNA of Monoraphidium neglectum, 312 nucleotides long. RefSeq lists its product as hypothetical. The transcript has a single exon. The annotation marks the transcript as partial. The record is from RefSeq and is a predicted model, not a curated record. NCBI's taxonomy places the organism in Eukaryota, Viridiplantae, Chlorophyta, Chlorophyceae, Sphaeropleales, Selenastraceae.